UAUUUUUGGACGCCUUUUGCGAGAAUUUGCAGUAGACUUACGCCAGUAAAACACGCCUGCAAUAUUUCCGAAGUCACAGCCUGCCAAGAAGUAUGUAAUUGAAGGUUGCGCAGCUGCUGUGCGGUUUCAUGUAUUCAACUUGCGACUUGCACAUGUACUUUACAGGCUGCAAUACCCUAGCCCCGUGUAGUUCUCGAACAGAGCCUCAAUCUCACUAUGGCCUUCCAGCUGGCCGUCAAAUUCCUGGGAUCGUUGAGCACUCACCGUAUCAUUUCCCUCGCAUUGGGAGGUCUUUAGUGUGCCAAUACUGCAGUUUCAGCUCCAUAACGAGAUGGGGCAAUGGUCAUCUUCCCUUAUUAACCUAGUGUAUCGAGCUACGUUGCAACUUGGUCCUCCAGGCCAUUCUCUUCGAUACUUGUUUCUCAGCAAUCUCACCCUCAACCUUCAGGACAGAUUCCGGCAGUGGGGCAUCAUGUCAGACCCUGAUGAGGCUAUUGAGCUUCAUCGGGCUGCAUUACUCCUCCGCCCAGUCGGCCAUACUGAACAAUCCUCGUCUCUGAACAAUCUUACUAUCGGCCUUCAACACAGAUUCCAGCAGCGGGGCAUCAUGUCUGACCUUGAUGAGGUCACUGAGCUCCAUAGGGCUGUAUUACUCCUCCGUCCACCCGGUCGUUCAGAUCGAUCCAAGUUUCUGAACAAUCUUGCUGCCAGCCUGGAAGACAAAUUCCGGCAGCGGGGCAUCAUGUCUGACCUUGAGGAGAUCAUUGAGCUCAAUCGUGCUGUAUUACUCCUCCGUCCUCCCGGUCAUUCAGAUCGAUCCAAGUCUCUGAACAAUCUUGCUGCCAGCCUGGGAGACAAAUUCCGGCAGCGGGGCAUCAUGUCCGACCUUGAGGAGAUCAUUGAGCUCAAUCGUGCUGUAUUACUCCUCCGUCCUCCCGGUCAUUCAGAACGAUUCUCAUCUCUGAACAAUCUUGCACUCAGCCUUCAAGACAGAUUCCGGCAUCGGGGCAUCAUGUCCGACCUUGAUGAGGCCAUCGAGCUCAAUCGUGCUGCAUUACUCCUCUGUCCCCCUGGUCAUUCCGAUCGAUCCAUGUCUCUGAACAGUCUUGCAAACUGCCUUCGAGACAGAUUCCUGCAGCGGGGCAUCAUGUCUGACAUUGAUGAGGCCAUCGAGCUCCAUCAUGCUACAUUACUCCUACUUCCCCCUGGUCAUUCAGAUCGAUUCAAGUCUCUGAACAAUCUUGCACUCCACCUUCGAGACAGAUUCCUGCAGCGGGACAUCAUGUCUGACAUUGAUGAGGCCAUCGAGCUCCAUCGGGCUGCAUUACUCCUCUGUCCCCCCGGUCAUUCAGAUCGAUCCAUGUCUCUGAAAAAUCUUGUACUCUGCCUUGGAGACAGAUUCAAGCAGCAGGGCAUCAUGUCUGACCUUGAUGAGGCCAUCGAGCUCCAUCAUGCCGCAUUACUACUCCGUCCCCCCGACCAUUCAGAUCGAUCCUCGUCUCUGAACAAUCUUGCACUUGACCUUCGACACAGAUUCCUGCAGCAGAGCAUCACAUCUGACCUUGAUGAGGCCAUCUAGCUCAAUCGUGCCGCAUUACUCCUACUUCCCCCAGACCAGUCUUCGUAAAUCUGACAAUUGACCAUGCAAUGGGAUGGUGUCAUCACACGCAUUCGCAUGCUUCCUGACUUCUCACGUUUUCUCCUGCCUCCAU
Molecule: messenger RNA, 1712 nt
Organism: Suillus fuscotomentosus
Lineage: Eukaryota; Fungi; Basidiomycota; Agaricomycetes; Boletales; Suillaceae
Exons: 3
Coding region: 332-1579 (415 amino acids)
Molecular function (GO): protein binding
Source: RefSeq, a predicted model, not a curated record